AUGGACGACACACAUUCCGACGAUCGAAAUCGUCGAGCUGCCAGUGUGCUAUCUAUGGACGACCUCGAGGCCGCCCAAGCUCUGGAGGGCCUUCGCACAGAAUACGGACAGUCGCCACGAACAUCGCGGCAAACCAUCCCGGGGACAACGCCGAACUCUUCACAAGCAGCGGAGCCGUUGCUCUCGCUGCUAACGUCGUCGCACCCCCUCAUCUCCUCUGCCAUCAACGGCUCCGUAUCUGCAUACACCACUUCUAAAUCGUACUCCGCACGCUUCAAGUCCAGCGCCGAGUUUAUCGAGCGUAACAUCGGUUCACCUGUCGCGAAUACAGUGGGCACUGUCGGCCGCAAGACUGGCGUAGAAAGUGGUCUGCGCUGGGCGCUGCAGCGACGAGACUCUCCGCAGGACUCGAACCCUACCAGUAAGCGCCGCAAGGUGACGGAAGUCCCGCCGGAUAUGGAUGUGGAGAAGGGCGAGGAUGCGAUGAGCCAGAGCCAGAGUCAACCACGAACACGAAGUUCCUCUGAUCUGUCGAUGGCAGAGACGCUCCCACCAUAUGAUGACGCACGGUCGCCUCGGUAUGAGGAGAAACCCGGGCGACAGAAUCCGACGUGGCAGAGCCGCCUUGUUAUUUCAACAUCGGGCUUAGGUGUUGCGAUGAGCGAGGAGUCACUGCGUAGCUUGACCUACUGUUUAACCUGGCUGCGCUGGGCAAACGGGCGACUCGGCAAGGCUAUUGUGGCACUUCAAAGUGCGCUCACGGAGUGGGACAAUCAAAAGAAAAACCAGUCCCAACAACCCGACCUUGAAGGAGGGGAAAGCGCGUCGCUCUUGACACAGCGUAUUCAGGCGGUCAAAGCAGACGUGCUUUCAACGUUGAAGCAGGUUGUCGACGUUGUAUCGAAGUAUGCUGGAGGAGCGUUGCCAGAAAACGCCCGUCAUCUCGUACGACGACACUUGACAUCCUUGCCUCACCGAUUCCAAAUGGCUAGCACAUCUCAACCACCCCCUGGCUCUGUCGAGGCCUCUUCAGAUGCGGCUGUCGGUGCGCACCGAAUUCUCGUUCUGGCAAAUGAAAGCUUGGAUAUUCUGGGUCAGGUUAGCGGUGUAGUCAACGACACCCUUGUAAGUGCCGAGCACUGGUGCGAGCGACUUGGGCGCAAGCGCCACGAUAAACCCGCACAGGAUGCGGAGAAACAGCCAUCUGCCACACCGGACGCUCAACCGUUCGGAAUGGAUAUCAAGCAGCCUCUAGAGGGUGCUCAGGAGGACGUGCAGAUGGCUGGAACUGAGAAAGUUUGA
This is a messenger RNA of Penicillium longicatenatum, 1302 nucleotides long. Its product is annotated as putative clock controled protein (Ccg-8). The record is from RefSeq and is a predicted model, not a curated record. Bases 1 to 1302 code for a protein of 433 amino acids. Gene Ontology annotation, biological process: endoplasmic reticulum unfolded protein response; regulation of transcription by RNA polymerase II; phospholipid biosynthetic process. The transcript has 2 exons. Gene Ontology annotation, molecular function: transcription corepressor activity. NCBI's taxonomy places the organism in Eukaryota, Fungi, Ascomycota, Eurotiomycetes, Eurotiales, Aspergillaceae. Gene Ontology annotation, cellular component: nucleus; endoplasmic reticulum.